UAGCUUCAUUUUUCCGACUUCCCUGCAGAGUGCACACUGCACACCCUACAUCCGGUGUCUACAGUUACUCUCCGUCCAGUUACUGCAGUUCCUUCUUCACCCUUCUUUCCACGCUUAAAAUGAUGGCGUGCUUCACUGUCUGACGAAACAAAGCCUCUGGAGAAGAAGAUACGCUCGGGAAACAGGGAACGUAGGUAUGGAGAUCUUGGCUGGAAGAAGCUUGGCCGCUAUAGCCGUCACCAUAUAUCCUACAAUGUGUUACUCGAAGAGCAAGAGAGUCGGUAAUGAGGUGUAUUUCCCCGCGAACGGAUGCAUUUCGAGUGCAUCGGCUGGUUUUCGAGUACGGUGCGGCGGUGCGAGUGCUGGGAGCGAGAGCUGCCUGGCUUUGCCUGUGAAGGAAGACUUUGCUGAUGAGGAAGACUAUGUGAAGGCCGGUGGCUCAGAGAUUUUGUUUGUACAAAUGCAGCAGCAGAAACGCAUGGAUCACCAGUCGAAGCUUUCGGAUAAGUUGCCGAGAAUAUUAUUAAGUAGCGACCACAUACUGGAUUUGGUUGUAAUUGGUUGUGGACCUGCCGGGCUAGCUCUAGCUGCAGAGUCAGCUAAGCUAGGUUUGCAUGUGGGGCUGAUUGGCCCUGAUCUUCCUUUCACAAAUAACUAUGGCGUAUGGGAGGAUGAAUUCAAAGAUCUAGGACUCGAGCGCUGCAUUGAGCAUGUCUGGCGGGACACCAUUGUAUAUCUAGAUGAAAGUGACCCUAUUUUUAUUGGUCGUGCAUAUGGACGUGUUAGUCGUUAUUUGCUCCAUGAAGAAUUACUUAAGAGGUGUGUCGAGUCAGGAGUGUCGUAUAUCAGCACAAAAGUAGAGAGGAUUAGUGAAGCUUCUAGUGGCCACAGGGUUGUAGAAUGUGAAGGCAAUAUUGAGAUUCACUGCCGGCUCGCAACUGUGGCUUCUGGGGCAGCCUCAGGGAAACUGUUGGAAUAUGAGGUUGGAGGUCCAAGGGUUUCUGUUCAGACAGCUUAUGGAGUUGAGGUUGAGGUGGAAAACAAUCCAUAUGACCCCAGCUUAAUGGUUUUCAUGGAUUACAGGGAUUACACAAAGCAUAAAGUUCAAAGUCUCGAAGAACAAUACCCAACAUUUCUUUAUGCUAUGCCCGUAUCUCCAACAAGAGUCUUCUUUGAGGAAACCUGUUUAGCGUCGAAAGAUGCAAUGCCUUUCGACGCAUUGAAAAAUAAGCUCAUGGCAAGGUUGGAGACUAUGGGUGUCGGAAUUGUAAGAACUUACGAGGAGGAGUGGUCAUAUAUCCCUGUUGGUGGAUCAUUGCCGAGCACCGAGCAACGGAACCUCGCCUUUGGUGCUGCCGCUAGCAUGGUCCAUCCGGCCACAGGCUAUUCAGUUGUUAGAUCAUUGUCGGAGGCUCCAAAAUACGCAUCUGUAAUCGCGAACAUUUUAAAACAGUCCAAUGCUAAAAGCCCCACAUCCGCCUCAAGAAUUUCUCAGAACAUCUCCUUGCAAGCCUGGAACGCGCUAUGGCCACAAGAAAGAAAACGGCAACGAGCAUUUUUCCUCUUCGGAUUAGCUCUCAUACUGCAGCUGGAUACUGAGGGCAUUCGAACAUUCUUCCGCUCAUUCUUUCGCCUGCCAAAAUGGAUGUCGCAGGGAUUCCUCGGCUCGACUCUUUCGUCGGCGGACCUGGUGCUGUUUGCGGUGUACAUGUUUGUGAUAGCACCAAAUGACAUGAGAAAACGGCUCAUCAACCAUCUGAUAUCCGACCCUACAGGUGCUAUUAUGGUAAAGACUUAUCUUGCUAUAUGAAUUUUACCUCUAAUACUUAGUAUAGAUGUUUGUUAACUGCUUAAUAAUUUUCAGUGUACAGACUAUAAGAACUUCGUUAUGAUGCUAAUUGUUAUGCAGCAAUUUCCAGAAAUUAUAUAUAUAUAUAUGUGUAUGUGUAUAUAUUUGGUUUUUA
Messenger RNA from Andrographis paniculata, 1964 nucleotides. Its product is annotated as lycopene epsilon cyclase, chloroplastic. NCBI's taxonomy places the organism in Eukaryota, Viridiplantae, Streptophyta, Magnoliopsida, Lamiales, Acanthaceae. Gene Ontology annotation, molecular function: oxidoreductase activity, acting on paired donors, with incorporation or reduction of molecular oxygen. Gene Ontology annotation, biological process: carotenoid biosynthetic process. The transcript has 11 exons. The record is from RefSeq and is a predicted model, not a curated record. Bases 197 to 1810 code for a protein of 537 amino acids.